Salmo salar (Atlantic salmon) is the source of this 4927-nucleotide messenger RNA. RefSeq lists its product as uncharacterized. The record is from RefSeq and is a predicted model, not a curated record. Gene Ontology annotation, cellular component: dendritic spine. Gene Ontology annotation, biological process: regulation of dendritic spine morphogenesis. NCBI's taxonomy places the organism in Eukaryota, Metazoa, Chordata, Actinopteri, Salmoniformes, Salmonidae.
UCUGGGUUGUUUGGUUACAGCUGAUAGUCGCGUCUUCCGCUGCCUCCAUCAUCAAUACGACACCGACUGCGACUAUUAUCGGGAAAAAAAACAUCCAUUGACAACAUUUCAUUAUCCUUCAGAACCGCUUGGAACGGGGCCAAGGGUAUUUUUAACGGACAAACGGCUGUUACGAUCGUCGUGUCUCGAAACCAACGGUGGUGCUGAAAACAUGUGUGUGCCUCCAGUACCUCCUUUAGCCCUUGAAGACCCACACUGCUUCCCAGUGUGUGACGCUGAGUGACUCUCUGUCCCCUUCUAACCCCUCACCCCUGACCCCUCAUCAUGGGCAGUGUGGGUAGUGGAGUGGCAGGGGAGCAGGAGUUUGCCAUGAAGUCCGUGGGCACUAGGACCACCCUGCCUCGUGCUCCGCCCCUGUCUCGCCGUUGCCCCGCCGACCGUAGCUGCAGCACCGAACGACUCCCCCCACCCCCAGCGACAGCCUCUGAGGGAACCGCGUCUAGUGAAGAACGAGGAAGUAUUAGUAUUGGGACCGCAACUGGGAAAGACCGGCCCCCGGACUCUGACACAGACCGUACCGCUACAACUGCAUCCAACUGUGUCCGGGGGGAUACAGGGGUGGGAUAUGGAAACGGCGUAGGAAGGAGGGAGCAAGAGAGGGAGAGUGGAGGGAGGGAAAGGGAAAGAGAAAAGGAGAGGGCAGAGAGGGAUAGAGACAGGGUAGAGAGGGAGAGGGAUAGAGAGCGGGAUCGAGAGAGGGUAGAGAGGACGAGAGAGAGGGUUGAGAGAGCGAGGGAAAGAGAGCCACGAGGAGGGGUUGUGAGUCUGGAUGUAUGCAGUAACUUGGUGGGACUGGGGGGGAAUGACAUUGGAACUGGGAUGACCCCCCACCAACAAAGAGACACUGGAGGGACCAAAACAGACAAUCACAACAACCCGCCAAACCACAACCCACCCAAAAUCCUGCCUGUCUCUGGCAAACUAGAGCAGAACAACUCCGGGCUGGUUCGUCCUUCUGCCUUCAAACCAGUGGUUCCCAAAAGCUUUCACUCCAUGCAAAACCUCGUAGGCCAAACCAGUGGUGGUGAGGGUAGGAGUGCGGGGGGGCGUAGAGAAGGAGGAGCAGGGGGAGGAGAACCAGGGGCGGUUCCAGAGGCCCUCCUUCUAGACCAGGACAGCCCAGGAAGAGGCAGCUGCCGGGCAGAGGGAGCAGGAGGGGGUGAGGGUAAAGGAGGGGUCCAGGGGGGGAUGUCAGAUUCGGGGAGAAACUCCUUGACCAGCCUGCCCACCUACGCAGGCUCUGGGACGGGCUAUGUGCCCCCAGCGGCCCUGGGUACUCUCAGUGCUUCUACCAGCCAUAUCAACAGACUGGGGACCACAGCUGGAGCUGCAGCGGCUCAGGACAAGCUGGAGAAACCAGGCUACCAGAAUGGGCUGAGUGCCUCGGACAGUGGCCACUCCUCUUCAGGAAAGAGCUCCUCAUCCUAUCAGAGGCUGAGCCACCUGGGAGACACCCCAGCACCCCUUCGCCCCUCGCCUUCCUCUGAUGAUGUCAUCCAAGACCUGGAGGACCGGCUCUGGGAGAAGGAGCAAGAGGUGCAGCACAUGCAUCGUAACUUGGACCAGAGCGAGGCAGCCAUCGUCCAGGUUUUUGAGGAGAAGCAGCGCGUGUGGGAGAGACAGAUGGAAGAGCUGCGACAAAACUAUGCCUCCCGCCUGCAGCAGGUGACACGCCGCGCCCAGCGCUCCCAGAAUGCCCUGCAGGCCCAGAUCACCCGUCUGUCGCAGGACAAGCGGCGCCUGCAGGAGGAGAUGCCUGCCUUACUGGCCCAGAGAGAAGAGCUGGAGAGGAAGUGUCUGGACUUCAGGAAGGAACAGGCCGACAUACUGCCACGCCUGGAGGAGACCAAGUGGGAGGUAUGUCAGAAAGCGGGGGAGAUCUCCCUGCUGAAGCAGCAGCUGAGGGAGAGCCAGGUGGAGGUGACCCAGCGGGCGGGAGAGAUGGUGGCCCUCAGGGGUCAGCUGAAAGAGGCCAACGCCCAGCUGAGAGACCGGGAGGAGGUCAUGCUGGGCCUCAAGGACUCCUACACCACCAAGAGCCUGGAGCUGGAGCGCUGCCAGGGAGAGCUGAGGAGGACGCUGACUGAGGUGUCUAUCCUGAGGGAGAAGCUGGGUGUGUUUGAGGCUGAGGUUCUGGGUCUUAAACGAACUCUGGGGGAGCUGGGCGGAGCGGUUGAUCCUGCCAUAACCCAAACCCUAGCAGCAGGAGGGCUACUCCCCCCCUGGGGGGCUCUCUACUGCCUCCGCACACCCACUGAGCCCUCAUCCACCCCCCUUACCCACACCUCAGAUGCCCUGCUCAGCUUUCAGAGUGAUGAGGCAAAAGCCCAGAGGCAAGAGACACAGAGACAGGAGAGGCAGCAGCGGGAAGAGGCCCAGUGGUGUGACAUGCAGCCACGCCAGGAGGCCCAUCUCCGUCAGGAGGCUCAUCUCCACCAGGAAUCCCAACUGCGUAAGGAAGCUCAACUUCGUCAGGAAGCCUACUUGCGUCAGGAGGCCCAGCAGCAGCGCCAGGAGGCCCAGCGGGAGGAAUCAGGGAACCUGCGUGAGCAGCUGGAACAGCUCCAGGGGGCCUUACGUCUAGAACGUCAGCAGAGAGAGCUCCAGGCCCACAGUUUUGACCAGGAGCGACACACAUGGAUUGACGAGAAGGAGCGUGUGCUGAAAUACCAGGCGCAGCUUCAGGUCAGCUAUGUGGAGACUCUACAGAAAAACCAGGCUCUAGAGCAACAGGUGGGACAGCUGGGGACCAAACUUACCCCCUCCCCCUCAUCCUCCAGCUCCCCUCCCCCACCACCAGCCUUGUCAACCCUCCCUCCCCUGCCCUCAGUCCCUCUCCCUGCCCCCAUUGCACUCACCCUCUCACCCCCGCACUGUGAGGACCAGAAAGGCCCCCAUUCCCUCCUCCAGCUGCCCCCACCCUGGGCAGGGCCCUCACGCCUGGAGAGGAUAGAGUCCACUGAGAUUUAGAGAGGCUCCAUUCCAAUGAAUAUCAACUUGAUUACAAACAACAAAAGACAUAUUAAACUACAACACAGAACUGCAACGCAAACUGUACCAUUGAAUAUUGUACAGUUAAAACAACCAAUGCAAACUGAACAGCAGAGAACAAUACAAUAGAGUUUAGACUAUGAACACAAACUAUAAUUGAAUACAAUACAGUAUUAAAGAAAACAACAGAAAAACAAACUGAUCUGCUACAUUAUAGAAUGCAAUAUAAACUACAUUACAAGCAAAGUACACUAUAUCUGAAUAUUAAACCUAAACUACUCAAUCCUGUCAAUGAUAAAGUAUCCAUUGCUUACCAGGCAGUCUUGGUGGGAAGCAGUGACACUCGAAUGGAAGCAAGAUUGGCACCAAAAGUUCCAAGAUGAUAACAUUCUGGUUAUUGUUCUGGAAGGCUUGGUACCAACCUGGAGGGUAGUUUGCCAAACUGCAUGUCUAUGAUAAUGGGACAUGAAGUCAGGGAAACCAGAAUCAUAUUUUAGAGGAAAAUCAGGGGCGAUGUUUUGCAGAAUGUGCUUGUCUUUUCCAUUUCUGGGGCGAUGUUUCUCUCAGAAGGUGUGUGAGAGGACUGUGAUGAGAAAGUGGAUGUGUCGGAAAAUUGGGAAUGAAAAAUCAAAAGUGUUUUUUUAAUAGGAGGAAAUUAGGAGAAUAGUAGUAUAGUUGAUUGGUAGUUGUUUGGUUGGUUCCAUUUCAGCUCAUUUCCUGAAGUGGCUUGAGAUUAAAUUUAGUCGAACUCUGAAUGAUUCUUAGUGUAGAUUCAGGGAUAUUGGAGAACCUCCCACUAGGCACAGAUGUCAUUUCAACGUCUCUUCGACAUUGGUUCUUCGUCAUUUCAUUGAAAUGACAUGGAAACGACAUUGACUAAACCAGUAUGUGCCCAGUGGGCUGGCUCUCUGGCUCUACAAACUGUCCGCGGUGACUAAAGAUGAACACAAGGGGUCAGCAUUGAGCUGUGUCAGAGCUCCCCACCAGCAGAGAAAAUUACUUGAAAAUGACUGUUUAUUCCGGGGUCUGCGAAAGAGACACGGAAACACACUGGCUUUACUCGGAUAUUGUCAUUAUUUCUACUUUCAGAUCAUGCUUUUAUGACCAAGAGUGGGAAGAGAGGAGAGGACAAGAGUGAGCAGAAAGAACGAGGUGAAAAAAGUGAGGACAGAGCUGAAACUGCCUUCAUAUGUAAAAAUAGGAGGCAAGUGAGAGUACAGUAGUGAAAGAAUGAGAUGCUUGGUCCAGAGAAAGGCUGAAUUAACUUUCACCCACCCAGCCCUUUCAAAUCAGCAAGGGUGCAAGUUUUCAAAAUGGGAUGCAUCCCGAAGAGUUAGAGAGCCAGACAAAGGAAGACAUUGCCUUCCCUAGGUAGGGUUCAGACUUACUGCACUAUGUCCGAUUGAGAUCAGACCGAAAGUAGACUCGAUUAGAUGUGAAUAGUAUGGCUUUUAUGUGUUCAUAUUUAUUCCAGCAUACCAAGAUACUGCGUGUGAAUAUUUAAAGAAAUACAAUUAUUACUAUUACAAUUGUUAUUAUUAUUCUUGUGAAUCGGACAAGUAUUAUAAGCUUUUCUUUAAUGUUUCUUAACUGUAUGAAUGCUAGUUUAGAUCUACUACAUGGUUCAACCAUAUUGUAAGAAUAUGUCGAACAUCAACUACUAACAAUAUCAACUAUAUCCAAAGCCAUUGUUAGUUUCUUUUUUUGUUGUUGGUGAUGUCAAUGUAAUUGCUGUAUUGUUUUAGUGAGGAAAUUGCCACCAAUGUUUUUGUACUUAUUUUAACGGUUUGUAUUUAUGUUACUGUAAUGGCUUGAUGAAGAUUACUCCUGGGUAAAAUCAAACUGAAUCAAUAAAGAUGCAAGUAAAUAAACAUUA